This is a messenger RNA of Phytophthora sojae, 1615 nucleotides long. RefSeq lists its product as hypothetical. NCBI's taxonomy places the organism in Eukaryota, Oomycota, Peronosporomycetes, Peronosporales, Peronosporaceae. The record is from RefSeq and is a predicted model, not a curated record. Gene Ontology annotation, molecular function: FMN binding; oxidoreductase activity. The transcript is spliced from 5 exons. Bases 1 to 1449 code for a protein of 482 amino acids.
AUGAUGGUUUAUUCCUCUAUCUUCCCUGGCAGGCAGCAACGCCGCUCGCCCGCCUUCGUGCUGCUGCGCGUGGACCUCACGAUCGUCGGCGCCGGACUGGCCGGCUUGACCGCCAGCCUGGAGGCGGCGAAUCUGGACCCGUCCCUCAAGAUUCUGCUCGUGGAGAAGGAGAAGAAGGUCGGAGGCAACUCGGCCAAGGCCUCGUCCGGCAUCAACGCGGCGCUGGACGCCGCGGACGAGCCGCUGUUCACGCAGGACACGCUCAAGUCGGGCGGCGGUCUCGCGGUUGAGACGAUCGUCGACACGUUCAUCCCCAAGACCCCGGGCGCCAAGGAGUUUCUGGAGGGCUACAAUGUAGACUUGUCGGUGCUGUCGCAGCUCGGAGGCCACUCGGCCAAGCGCACGCACCGCAACAAGAGCGGACCCAACAUCGGCUUCACGAUCAUCAGCACGCUGCAGAAGGAGACCACGACCAGAUCCAACAUUGAGAUUCUUACCGGAGCCGCCGCGAAGAAGCUACUGCUGGGAGAUGAGGCGCAGUCGCCGCCGACUGUGACAGGAGUGGAGCUCAAGCUGGUGGAUGGACAGACCCUCUCGGUGUUCAGCAAGGCGGUCAUCUUGACGACGGGCGGCUUCUCGGCUAGCCACUCGAUGUUGAAGCGCUUCGCGCCUGGUAUGGAGGUCUACCCGACCACCAACGGCGUGUGGGCUCAGGGCGAGGGUGUUCAGAUGUCGGAAGCCAUUGGUGUCGACCUCACGCUCAUGGACAAGGUUCAGCUCCACCCGACGGGUUUUAUCAACCCGAAAGACCGCGAAGCAGGCACGCGCUUCCUCGCCCCCGAAGCCAUUCGUGGGUCUGGCGCGGUGCUGCUGAACAAGAACGGCAAGCGUUUCGUGGACGAGCUGACUACGCGCGACAAGGCGUCAGCCGCUAUGCUUGCCCAGCCUGGACAGGAAGCCUACAUGCUGCUGUUCGAGGAUGGCGCGAAGGCCAUGGCCUCGGAACUUCCGUUCUAUAAGCACAUGGGCAUUGUCACGAUGACCGAGUCGGUUGCAGAUGCAGCGAAGUUCUGCCACUUUGAAGACCCCCAGUCGUUGCUGAAGGAGCUGAACGACUACGCUGAUAUUGCCGCCGGCAACAAGGAAGACCCCUUCGGCAAGAAGACGUUCCCGUACCCGAUUCAGCGCAUCCCCAGCAUCGACACGCCGAUGCAGAUUUAUGCCAUGGAGGUGGCACCCACGGUUCACUACACUAUGGGCGGUGUCAAGGUCACUCCCAACACGGAGGUGAUCCACAAGAACGGCGAGAUCGUGCCAGGCCUGUUUGCGGCCGGCGAGGUAUCGGGCGGCCUACACGGCGCCAACCGCCUGGGUGGCAAUUCGCUCGCGGAGUGCGUUGUCUUCGGCCGCGUCUCCGCACAGCAGGCCGUCAGCACGCUACGUCAGUGACCAUGUACCUUGAACUUGUGCUGCAUAUUCGCCUGCUUCGUCCUGUGAGGGAUGGCAGCAAACCUCCAAGAAGCAAGAAAAAAUUAAAUGGAGCUCGUGAUUUGAUACAGGCGCUGCGGCUUCCAGACUUUGAGUCCCGAUGCCACCCACGGAUUUAAAAGGAGGC